Messenger RNA from Solanum dulcamara, 735 nucleotides. RefSeq lists its product as uncharacterized. The record is from RefSeq and is a predicted model, not a curated record. NCBI's taxonomy places the organism in Eukaryota, Viridiplantae, Streptophyta, Magnoliopsida, Solanales, Solanaceae.
AUGGGUUCCUUAGCUAUACUGGUAAUGCAUUCUAGUAAAUGGGAUGAUGAAAAUUGUUAUGUUGAUUAUACUAUUGAGGGGGUUGUUUUCAAAGAGAAUGCAUCAUAUUCAGAGUUGUAUGAUGUAAUUGCAAAUCAGCUUGAGGUUGAUGUGACUAGCAAGAGACUGAAGAUUGAGUACAAGGCGUUAAAUAUUAACAAGUCUGGAAUAUUCAAAAGGAAGACCUUCAACAAGGAGCAUACAUGUCCUUUGAAGGACAAAGUGUAUUCGCAGAAACAACUAACAAGUAAUGUGAUUGAAGGGAUUAUCAAACCUAAGCUGGUAGAUCACAAAUGAAAGUAUAUGGCUGCGGAGAUACAUCUCGAAGUUAAUGUUAAUUACAUGUGUGCUUGGAGGGCUAAAGAGAAGGCAUUGAUAUCUUUGAGGGAUAUACCUGCAGGAUCCUACAACAAGCUGUCUGCUUAUUUGUAUAUGAUGUCUAUCACUUAUCCAGGAUGUCAUAUACAAUUGAAGAAAACUAUUAAUGAUCAAUUCUUGUACGUGUUUGUUUCUUUGGGUACUUUUAUACAAGGAUUUAGACAUUGCCGACAUGUUGUUGUUGUGGAUGAAAAUUUUCUAAGAGGACCAUAUAAUAGAACUUUUGUUGCAGCAAGUACUAUAGAUGGAGCUGUGUCUGAUAGAAAUGAGAUCAUUAUAAAAGUUGUCAUGAGAGUGUCUUUUGAUGUGCCUCAUUAA